This is a messenger RNA of Asterias rubens (European starfish), 4212 nucleotides long. Its product is annotated as rab3 GTPase-activating protein catalytic subunit-like. Gene Ontology annotation, molecular function: GTPase activator activity. Gene Ontology annotation, biological process: positive regulation of GTPase activity. The record is from RefSeq and is a predicted model, not a curated record. Lineage: Eukaryota; Metazoa; Echinodermata; Asteroidea; Forcipulatida; Asteriidae.
UGUUGACGUUUUUACUGUAAAAAUGGCUGACGAUGUCGAGGAAUCUGAAGUUUUUGAGAUAACAGAUUUUACAACAGCAUCAGAUUGGGAAAGAUUUAUUGCACGGCUGGAACAGAUCAUUCAUGACUGGAAACUCACAACAUAUGUCAGAGGACCACCUCUUAAAAAGGGUGAAGUUUCCUCUGGAGAAUGGGAGGAGACAACAGAAUCCAUCAACUUUGCCACUGUGCAUUUUGCUGUCACUCUACAUCAACUCAAACAGGAACCUGCUACCGAACAAACUUCACAACCAGAGGAACAUGAAGAUGUCCUACCUCAGGCUAUGGAAGAUAUGCUACAGAUGGAGAAUGACUUUCCUCCACGAGCUCAUUGCAUCUCAAGAUGGUAUGGGUUGCGCCAUUUUGUAGUGUUGAGCCCAGUGGAUAACUGCGAUGCUGUCCUCUCAGAAAGUAAGAUUAAUAUGUUGCUAAGCUCCAUGGCUAUUGCUGUCAACAACACCAAUUGCCUUCUGCCCAUCUUUGCUCAGAUUCAACAGAAGUGGCGUCGGAUGUACACGGGUAUCUGCGAGGCUCCAGGCAUCCGUACGACCUUUGAUAUGGUCCACCUCAAGAGGAUUCCACAUCAGUUUGGACACAUGGAAGGACUCAUCAAUAUCUUCAAGUCCAAAAUUGCCAGCCCGGUCUCACCCUUUACGCCCGUCAAGGCGUCGAUAAGGUUCACCUAUAUCCUUCAAGACUGGACCCAGUAUGCGUGGUCUCUUCAACCCCCUGACUUGGAUGCACCCCUGGGGGAAGACGUGGGAUAUCCCGGUUUCAAGGCCCUCCCCUUCGGAGCAGUGGAAGAUCCCAUUAAUGAGUUACAUCUGUCAGCAACGUGGCCAUCCCAUGCAGAGAACACCAUUGUGGACAAUGAUGUAUACUCAGAUUUGGAUCCGUCCCAAGCACCUCAGUGGUCCGUCCGACUCCGCUUGACUGAAAAACCACAGUGUCUGCUCAAAGAGUACUUGAGUAUGUUUGGAGAGCUUGUACAUAACAAAGAUACAACGGACCAAUUACUGGGAAAACCUGCAUUUCAAGACAACGAUGAUGAAACCUCCGAGCAGAUCAGCCAUGCCCUUCAGCGACUAACAGACCCAGGGAGAGUCCACCUUCCUAUCCUGUCAUCCGUAGUCAGCAGGGCCAGGACAAGGAUACGCUCUCGUCAACGCCAAGUCGAAGCUCCUAUACCAGUGGACACCCUCAACGAACUGCUAAUACAUUUGUUUCCUGACGCAGCCAAUCAGGACGAUGUGAGUGAGGAAGGGGAUGAGACGGAGAAAGAUGACCAGACGGAACCCAUGAAUAUCCAGCCGGAGGUGAAGGAGUGGUAUCGUCAUUUCAAGUCUGGUCCCGAGGACAGUAUCACCUACAAGCUUGCCAUUGCAAUGUGUGUAGUCAACCACAGUCACGGCGGGUUGAAAGCCGUCGCUCAUCUGUGGCAGGAGUUUGUGCUGGAAAUGAGAUACCGUUGGGAGAAUAAGUACUUAAUACCAGGACUUGCCUCUGGAAAUCCGAAUAUGGGAUGUUGUCUACUUCAUCAGAAGCUGCAGAUGUUAAACUGCUGCAUUGCCCGUAAGAAAGCACGCGAGGAUCGCCAGAGCAAGCCACAAGCUUCCCCCGACUCUUCCUCAUUCAGCGCACCAACGCCAGACCAAACUCCCUUCUCAUGGAACUCGUCCGAGGCAGCCAGUCCGGACAACGGUUUCAUCACGCCCUCUGCCUCCUCGAGUCAACUCACACGAGACGAACUCAGUCCUGUUGGUGACAACCCCAGUCCUGUCGGUGAUGACCCAGUUGUUACCAAGGAUUCAACAGACGGCUGGGAGGUCACCAUCAACAGUGACAGCGAAGAGGAGUUCUUUGAAGCGGCCAACGACUCAUACUCAGAGAGUCCAAGCAAGAGUGCAUCUGCUUUAGAAUCGAGUGAGAUGGAGGUUGAAGUCAGGGAGGAGUCUGAUGAAGUUGACGCUAAGGAAGACGCAACCAGGACGGAGAAAGAUGGCAGUAGCUCGAUGGUUAAGAGUGACUCGCUGACCAUAAAGAAGAAGCCUGUGGGGAGACUACGGCAGUGUGGGGAUUUGAAACUGUUGAAUCGGGAUGAGCCGUUGUAUAUUCCAGUCACACAGGAUCCUGCUCCAAUGACUGAAGACAUGCUUGAGGAGCAUGCUGAGGUCCUGGCUCAACUAGGCACCACCUCAGAAGGAGCUGAGCUCAGAGCCAAGAUGCAGAGUGCAUGUCUUCUGUCUGACAUGCAGGCUUUUAAAGCAGCGAAUCCGGGAUGUGAACUUGAAGACUUUGUGAGAUGGUACUCCCCGAGGGACUGGGUUGAAGAUGAGGAGGAGGAGGAGGAGGAGGAGAAAGAGGAGGAUGCUACAGAGCAGGAUGAGAUGGAGGAGGAAGGCUGUAGGAGGAGAAUCAAAGGAUGUCUCAGUCAGAGAAUGUUGCUCCCUGGUAACACAUGGCAGGAGGUAUGGUUCCAAUCCAAGCCGAUCUCCGCCUAUCUCCAGAAACGUCUUUUUGACGACACCAAAGAAGCGGAGAAGGUCCUUCACUUCUUGGCGUCUCUUAAACCUGGAGAGAUGGUUCUGCACAUCUUGCCUCUCAUUAUCCAUGCUGCGCUAAGACGUCUUGAGAAAGCUGAUGUGGAAAAGAUUCCCUCCUUGAAUCCACAUUUUCCGACUCUAGUCAGCAAAGCUUCCAGAAUCACAAGAGCACCAAAUCAAGAGAUAAGAAAGUAUGAGGAGAUAUUAAAACAACUCUCUCUAUUCGAGGAAGUCGUCGCUCAGUUUCUCUCUCUCCAAGCAAAGUUCCUGCCCCAGAAGUCAGAGACAGAAACAGUAAGCCACACUGACAUACUCCAACAGUUUGUCUGUGACCUGAUGGACAAGCCGGAGGUGCCUGUGGUCGGAGCAGGGAGGGGGGUUGUUGGAGAGACAAUUCAACGGCUCUUUGGGGCUGCUCAGAGGUCCGCCCACAUGCUUCCUGAAGUAGAGGCAGACAUGGAGGCCGUACCCAGCAAUGUCAAAUACUCCAAUACUCACAGCUCAGUGCCAAACUUUCCCCGCCCCGCCGGCAGGGAGUUCAUUUUCCGCACCAUGGCGCCACGCCCCGCCCCGUACUCACAAGCCACACCCCAGAGGAUGUACUGUGUUCUUGUCGAAGAUGAGUUUCGAUUGGCCGGAGCGUUCUCACAAGAUACAACCUUCCAGUAAGAAGGUUGGUUGUAGCGUGCCACGCCCUCUCCAACCACACCCAACAGGAUGCACUGUGUUCUUGUCGAUGAUAAGUUUUGAUUGGCAGGAGCAUUGUCACAAGACACAAUCUUCCAGUAGGAAGUUCAUUGUCUGUGGCCUGCCACGCCCCUCUUCAAACCACACCCACUAGGAUGCACCGUGUUCUUGUCGACGAUGAGUUUCGAUUGGUUGCAGCAUUCUCACAAGAUACAACCUUCCAUUAAAUUUGCAGUUUUGAGUUUCAAAGCCAUAAAGUUCUUUUGUACAGUGCUUGAACACAUCUUUCUCCAUGAUGCAAAAUUAACAUAUAUUAAAUAGUUGUGGUAACUGUUGCGGAAACAUAUGACUUGAUCAGUGGCUUACUCUGUGGUCUAGUGGUAAGACAUCUGCUCUUGCAAUGCAAAGGUCGUGGGUUUGUAUCCCAUCUGAGUGAAUUACCUGUGGGUUUUUUUCCACCGAAUUCAGAAGAGCAAAGAGUAUCUAGUGCUUUAACACAUCGUCUUAACCCCUUGAAGACGGAAGGCGGCUAUGCCCGCUAAUCUGGGUCCGGAAUGCUGUGGACUGUGUAUGUAGUAGUAAGCCGUGGAAUGAAGUCUGUGGCCGGUACAGCUGUGGGCAGACAAAGGCUGCUAUGCAGUCAUGCGUGUAAGCCGGGCAUUGAGGCCUGAUAAUACCGGCGUUAAGGAGUUAAGGGUCAAACCAAAUAAUAUAAUUUAACUCUCUUAACUGACAGACAAAUUAGCAGUGAAAUGUGUGUGGCAAUUAUUGGGGAAAAACUGUGUAGUUUUAAAAAACCAAGACUUAUACUUGUAUAUGUUUCAAACUUUGCUGCAUCGAGCUCAAAGUGCAGAUAUUUAUUAAUUAUGCAGAGGGAAAUGUAAUGGAGAUUUGUGCUUGUAUCUAAACAAUUUAUUGUGAAUAAACAAAUAUAAUAUGUGGAA